AUGCUGGCUCGGCGAGGAGGACGCGCGUGCGCGCUGCGGAUCGCCAGCGAGCUGCUGCGGCCGUCCGCGACUCACGCGGGAGUCGCUAGCACCCGCGCGUGGGGGGCGUCGUCGUCGCUGUCGGCGUGGAGUCGCUCCAGCUUCGCCUUAUUAGCGUCAGGAUCCCCGUCGACACUUCCGCCGUUCGGCGCGCGCUUUGUGUCGCAGAGCGUCGUCAACUACGAGGAGGAGCAGGACGCCGCGCACCAGCAGCAGCCUCAGGACGAGCCCAAGGAGUCCAAGCGCCGCGAGCACAAGCCGCCGCGCGACACGAGCCUCGUGUCGCUCGAGCGCCUGGAGGACGAGUACAUGACGCGCCUCACGGAGGCGCUGGAGACCACGGACGGCUCGGCCGCCUGGCGCACGGCGCUCGACAUCUUCCGCGAGAUCAAGCACUCGCGCGGCCGCGGGCUGUCGCUCGAGGUCGCGUCCUUCCUCGUGGAGGUGCUGGGCGCGCGCCGCCGCGUGCAGGACUGCAUGCGCGUGCUGGCCUACUCGCGCGAGCAGGGCGUGCGGCCGCGCAUCCAGUCGUACUCGAGCGCCAUCGGCUGCUGCUACAAGGAGGAGCAGUACGCGCACGCGCUGCGCGUGUUCGAGGUCAUGCGCAACGACGGCUACAUCCCGCAGACCGUCACGUACUCGCACGCGCUGUCGUCGGCGCUCAAGGCCGGCCAGCACGAGCUCGUGCUCGAGAUCUUCGACGACAUGAUCAAGAACCGCCUCGACCUCAAUAUCGUCAUCUACAACAACAUCCUCAACAGCUGCGCGCGCGCCGCCGACGUGCAGUCGGCGCUCGGCGUGCUGCGGGCCAUCCGCCAGCGCCGGCUCGAGAUGACGCAGGCCACGUACCAUUCGCUGGCCAUCUGCGCCGGCAAGACGGGCAAGUGGGAACUCGCGCUGGACGCCAUGAGCAUCAUGCAGAAGGAGGGCUUCGAGCCCACGUCCACCAUCUACAACUCGGUCUUCUCGGCGUGCGCCAAGGGCAAGCAGUGGGAGACCGUGGUGGAGGUGUACGAGACGAUGCCCAAAGAGCUGCGCGAGAGUCUGCGCGGAGUGUACCUGGGCGCGGUGAUCAUGGGCCACGCCAAGUCCGAGAGCGAGGAGCUCAAGCUGCGCGGCCUGGACAUCUUUUACAAGUAUAAGGCGCGACGAUCGAAGGACGAGCAGCCCAACUUCUUCGCGUACAACGCCGCUCUCAUCGCGCUGCUGGAGACCAACCAGCUCGAGAAGAUGCACCCCCUCGCCAACGAGAUGAAGAAGCAGGGGAUGAAGUGGGACACCGUGACGUACCAGUGCUUGAUCCUGUCCUACAUCCGCGGCGGCGCCGUGGAGACGGCGGUGCAAAUGCUGCAGAAGAACGCCAAGCGCAUGGGCAAGACCACCAUGUGCUACCGCGAGGCCAUCGAGUUCUACGACGAGAAGCGCAAGAACCCGCGCGAGGCCGUCCGCCUCACGAUGCAGAUGAUGCAGGUGAACAAGCGUCUGAGCCGCCUUGACUGGCACAAUGCGCUGCGCAUCGCGCUGCAGCUGCCGGAGCGCGCGCCGUACUGGAAUUUCCGCAAGUGGAUGGACAUCCGCGCCAAGAGUAUCAUCGACGACGUGCCGCCGCACCUCAUGCUGCCCACGCACGCGGACCAGCACCGCGCGCUCCUGCAAGAAGCCGAGUCGGGCGAGGAGCUUCCCGAGACGAAGCACGUGCAAGACGACUACCACUCGCGCAAACGCAAGCUCAACCGCAGGAACACCGACUUCGACGAAGUAAAGCUCCUCUGGAUCGACUGCCUCGACACCGACCGCACCGUCGUCUACAACCGCGGACCCGAGUACAUCUUCGGCGGAGACAAAGCGAACGGCAUGUGCGCAGGCUACAUGAAGAACUACCCGGGCCGGGGCGACACCGACAUCAACAAUGACAUGACGUUCAAGAUCCUGAUCGCCGACGUGGCCAAGAACGCAGCGGUGUGCACGACCGCAGCCUGGGACUAUUCAGGUUGGCGGCAUCGCCUCUCGUUGACCGCCGGCUCCACCUUCUACUUCGGCUACACGUCCAAUGGCCACAUCGUCAAGGAGCACGCGGCAGGCAAGACCUUCUACGGCGUGUACUGGACGGGUGUCCCCGGCACAAGUCUGCAGACGACGUUCGACCUGACCUCGGACAAGCUCAUCGACGGCCAGCUCCACAACUUUGACGACGGCAACUGCGGUGAAGCGUACAGCGACGAAGCUCAGACGAUUCCGUCGGGACGUGCUGGAGGCGGAUACCCGUGCAUUGGCACGUGCACGAUGCCUGUUGGCACUGCUCCUGGGGUGUACAACCUCGUUUGGUUCUGGAAGUUCUACGAUGCCGACACCAACACGUCAAUCCCCACGAGCAGCGGAAUCUACGGAGGCGCCGCUUACACGAGCUGCUUCCAAGUCGAGGUCACUGCUUAG
Phytophthora sojae is the source of this 2472-nucleotide messenger RNA. RefSeq lists its product as hypothetical. The record is from RefSeq and is a predicted model, not a curated record. The transcript is spliced from 2 exons. Bases 1 to 2472 code for a protein of 823 amino acids. Gene Ontology annotation, molecular function: protein binding. NCBI's taxonomy places the organism in Eukaryota, Oomycota, Peronosporomycetes, Peronosporales, Peronosporaceae.